GUGACUCACUGACUCUCAUUACAAACAUUCUUUCAAUUACAUCCCAAACAAAAUUCAACAGAGAACAUGGCUGCCAAUAACGGAGAGGAACAACAGCAAAAUCAACUCAUCGGCCACCAAGAUCUAGCUCAUAAGAGUCUCCUUCAGAGUGAUGCACUCUAUCAGUAUAUACUUGAAACCAGUGUGUUUCCCAGAGAGCAUGAAAGCUUGAAGGAGCUUCGUGAGAUGACAGAAAAACACCCUCGGAACCUGAUGGCUACACCACCUGAUGAAGGACAACUAUUGAGGAUGUUGAUUAAACUCAUCAAUGCCAAGAACACCAUGGAAAUUGGUGUCUACACUGGUUACUCUCUGCUUUCCACUGCUCUUGCUCUUCCUGAAGAUGGAAAGAUCUUGGCUUUGGAUGUGAACCGUGAAUACUAUGAAUUGGGAUUACCCAUAAUUGAGAAAGCUGGAGUUGCUCACAAGAUUGAUUUCAGAGAAGGACCAGCUCUUCCUCUUCUUGAUGAACUGCUAGAGGAUGAAAAUAAUAAGGGAACAUUUGAUUUCAUUUUUGUGGAUGCUGAUAAGGAUAACUACAUAAACUAUCACAAGAGGGUGAUUGAGCUUGUGAAGGUUGGGGGUCUAAUUGGGUUCGAUAACACCUUGUGGUUUGGGUCUAUGGUGGCUGCACCAGACGCACCUAUGAUGGAUUUUGUGAAGCACUAUCGUGGUUAUGUGAUUGAGCUCAACAAAUAUUUAGCUCAUGAUUCAAGGAUUGAGAUUUGCCAGCUCCCCGUUGGUGAUGGGAUUACCCUGUGCCGCCGCAUCAUUUGAUCAUUUGUGCGCUUUGAGAAUGUGGGUUUUUAUUAUGAGUUUCUGAGAAAAUAAAUGUGUCGUGGUUAGCAUAAGGAGGAGUAUUUAAUUCGGUGUUUCACCUGCUACAUGUGAUAAAUGCAAGCUUUAAUGUAUGUUUCUUCUUGAAUUUAGCUCCACUGACAUUUUGGAGACUAAACAAUGUUUUUUUUUUUGAACGUGAGACUAAACAAUGUUGUCAAAAUUAUUGUUUUUCAUCUAAAACUUUAAUUUUAUUUUAAUGA
This is a messenger RNA of Lotus japonicus, 1079 nucleotides long. RefSeq names its product caffeoyl-CoA O-methyltransferase 5-like. The coding region runs from base 67 to 816 and encodes 249 amino acids. The transcript is spliced from 5 exons. Lineage: Eukaryota; Viridiplantae; Streptophyta; Magnoliopsida; Fabales; Fabaceae. Gene Ontology annotation, molecular function: O-methyltransferase activity; S-adenosylmethionine-dependent methyltransferase activity. The record is from RefSeq and is a predicted model, not a curated record.